UGUGUGUGUGUCUCGUCUCCUCUCUUUGCCUCUCUGCCUCUCUCUCCUUCUCCAGCCUGUGUGUGAGCUGUGAGCACUGCUGCCGCCGCCGCCGCUGCCCUUUGAUCCCUGCAUUAGUGUUAGUUAGGGGCUUGGAGACACACAGGGAGCAGCCAUAGACACCGCCGCACCAGCCCUCAUUAUUGACACCGCAUAUGAGCACACACUCUCCCUCGCCCAUUAGAUCCAUUUCUAUUGAAGAAUAUUGCGACCGGGGACAAGCCAGGUGCACGACCGGGGGAGGGGAGGGGAGGGGGGGAGAGAAGAAGAGAGAGAGAGAAAAGGUGGGGGAGGAAGGGCAAGAAAAAGGGGAGAGAGGCGAGGCGGGGGGGCUCUUCUCCUUGGCUCCAGGAAAAGCAGCUUCUCAACCCCCCCACCCCCAUUGCCCAGGAGAAGAAAACCAGCCCUUGCUGGGCAGCCACCCUUUGCCCCUGCUUUGUGCCUGCCUCUGCCCCACUUUUGGGCUUUUUAAAAAAUAUAUAUUUGAUCCCCCAUUAAACCAAGGAGGAGAAUGUGAAAAGGGGGGAAAAUGCCCAGGAGGAAGCAGGAGCAACCCAAGCGCCUCUCUUCACAUGGUACCCGGCAGGAAGAAGUUGAAGGUGAGCUUAGUGAGGAAGAUCACUGGUUUGGAAACUCUUCGGAAACCCCAUCAGAAGCAUCCUAUGGAGAAGUCCAGGAGAACUUCAAAUUAUCCUUUGAGGACAGGAUCCAGGAACAGUCCACAUCUCCAGACACUUCCCUGGGGAGUGCAACUCCUAGCAGCAACACCCUGGAGCUAGCAGCUGUUGAGAACGAGGCUCUGAGGGACGUGUUACAGAAUAAAGAACACCUUUCCCCCGGUGUGUCUUCUGCAUGUGAAGAUGACACUCCUGGCCCCAAUAAGCCACUGAGUAGUAACCUGAGACGUCUGCUGGAGGCUGGUUCUCUCAAGCUAGACACUAGUGUUGCAGUUAACGGCAGGGUUGAGUCCCCUGUAAAUCUUGGCUCAAACAUCUCCUUUUCUCCACCUACGCAUCAUGCUCAGCAGCUAAGUGUCCUUGCUAGAAAGCUGGCUGAAAAACAGGAACAUAAUGAUCAAUAUGGCGCCAGCAACCGGUUUAUAUGGAAUCAAGGCAAGUGGCUGCCCAACUCGGCGCCAUCUUGCGGUUUGUCUCCGGACUCAGCCAUCCUAAAGUUGAAAGCAGCUGCCAAUGCAGUCCUUCAGGACAAGUCACUUUCUCGAACUGAAGAUCCUAUCAGGUUUGAAACCUUUUCUUCGCCAUUUAGUUCCCAGUCUGCAAGCUCCACCUUAGCCGCACUAUCAAAGAAAGUCAGUGAGAGAAGCAUGACUCCUGGUCAGGACCACCCACCGCCAGCUAGCUCUUUUCUUUCUCUCGCCUCAAUGACUUCUUCAGCAGCCCUUCUCAAGGAGGUCGCUGCAAGAGCUGCAGGCAGUCUUUUGGCUGAGAAGAAAAAGUCACUGGUUGCAGAAGAUCCCCUGCAGCUUUCGGAUAUGAAGCAAGAGAAAGUAACUCCACCGCAGUCUUUGGAAUUAUUGUUACUCCCAGCCCCUAAAGGAAGAAGUUCUAAAACCUCUAAUCCAGCCUCAGAAGAAGAAGGUGGGAAACCUUUCCAGUGUCCGAUCUGUGGCCUAGUGAUAAAAAGGAAGAGCUACUGGAAGCGACACAUGGUUAUACAUACAGGCUUAAAAAGCCAUCAAUGCCCUUUGUGUCCAUUUCGCUGUGCACGCAAGGACAAUCUAAAAUCGCACAUGAAGGUUCACCAACAUCAAGACCGGGGAGAGACAUUUCAGUGCCAGCUAUGCCCAUUUACCUCCUCUCGCCACUUCAGCCUCAAACUCCACAUGCGCUGCCACCAGCACUUCCUGAGGACAGAAGCCAAAGUGAAGGAAGAGAUCCCAGAAAUGGAUGUCAAGGGGUCACCAUUGCUAAGUGACAACUCCAGAAUGGGGCAGCAGAUGGAUGGGGCAACAGACCACGCAGGGACUGCGGCCACCUCUAAAACUCCUGAGGUGGCUGGAUCUACUGUCCCACCUCUGCUAAUAAAAGAAGAGCCCAAAGAUGACAGCAGCACCUCCACCCCAACCUUCACUCUCAGUGUUGUUGACAGAAUCACCAACAACACAAAGCUAAAAGACUCCAUUGACUUUGUGACCAAUACAGCAUCGGCACUUUUCAGCCAGGACAUCUCUGUCAAGAUGGCAUCAGAUUUUCUCAUGAAGCUCUCAGCUGCAAAUCAAAAAGAACCCUUGCCUCCUACAUUUAAAGUGAAAGAUGAACCGAAAGAUGAGGAAAAUGCAAGCUCCACUUUUCCGAAAUCUACUUACGUUUUUAGUCCUGAGCCUGAAACAUCUUCCGCAAGCCUUCCCGAGGAGAAUCUCAAGCCACAAGAAGUGCCGGCGAAUGUAUUGCAGCAGGACAUGUCUGUCAAAGCAGCAUCCGAACUUCUUAUGAAGCUAUCAGCGGAAAGUUGCAAGGAAUCUCAAAUAAUAAAGAUCAAAGAAGAGCCCAUGGAAGUUGAUAUUCAUGAUUCCCAAGCCUCAGUUUCACCUAGCCAAAACAUCAGUUAUAGCACUUUACUCAGGCAAGAGAUAACUGAACACAUACAAAAGAUACCAGAAGGCCGAGUGCUCCCUGAGAGAAACCUCUUCAGCCAAGAUAUAUCAGUGAAGAUGGCUUCAGAGCUACUUUUUCAGUUGUCAGAGAAAGUGAGCAAAGAGCACAAUCACUCUAAGGAUAACACCAUCACAGCUACAACUAGCCCUUUUUUCCCUGAAGAUACAUUUAGACAAUCACCAUUCACUUCCAACUCAAAAGAUCUCCUGUCUAAUGAGACUGCUGUUCAUGGAAGGACAACAGUACCAGAAGCAGAGAAGAUAGGGCUGGAGGCUGGAAAUGGGUUACCAUCUUGGAAAUUUAAUGACCAGCUCUUUCCCUGUGAUGUGUGUGGAAAAGUGUUUGGCCGACAGCAGACGUUGUCCCGACAUCUCUCCCUGCACACAGAAGAGAGAAAAUACAAAUGCCAUUUGUGCCCAUAUGCUGCUAAGUGCCGUGCUAACCUGAACCAGCACCUGACUGUCCAUUCCGUGAAGCUGGUGAGUACAGACACUGAGGACAUUGUCAGCGCUGUCACUUCCGAAGGCAGUGAUGGAAAGAAGCACCCUUAUUACUACAGUUGUCAUGUGUGUGGAUUUGAAACCGAGAUGAAUGUCCAGUUUGUCAGUCAUAUGUCGCUUCAUGUGGAUAAAGAACAGUGGAUGUUUUCUAUUUGCUGCACAGCCUGUGACUUUGUUACCAUGGAGGAGUCAGAUAUGAAGGCUCAUGUCGCCACCAAGCAUGCAGGUGAAGAGAGAAAGACUCCAAGCGACUCAAACAGCCCUUCGUCUUCUUCCCUGUCAGCACUUAGCGAUUCUGCCAACAGCAAAGAAGAUGCAGAGACCAGCCCCAAGCCCAAGGCUUCAAACAACCUGCUAGUUAUUUCCGUAGUGCCUGGUAGUCAGACCUUAUUGAACACGGAAGAAAAAUCAGAAAAAGGUUUUGAAUGUGUUUUCUGUAACUUUGUCUGCAAAACAAAAAACAUGUUUGAGCGCCAUUUGCAAAUCCACCUGAUUACACGGAUGUUUGAAUGUGAUGUGUGCCACAAGUUUAUGAAGACUCCUGAGCAGUUACUGGAGCACAAGAAAUGCCACACUGUCCCCACCGGUGGGCUCAAGUGCCCGUUCUGCAUUUACUCCACCAACCGCCCCGCAGCGAUGGAAUGCCAUUUGAAGACCCACUACAAAAUGGAAUACAAGUGCCGGAUCUGCCAGGCAGUGAAAGCCAAUCAGCUGGAGCUGGAAAUGCACAUCCGGGAGCAUCGCCUUGGCAACCAUUACAAGUGUGACCAGUGUGGCUACCUUUCCAAGACGGCCAACAAGCUGAUAGAGCAUGUGCGCGUACACACCGGGGAGCGCCCUUUCCACUGUGACCAGUGCAGCUACAGCUGCAAACGCAAAGACAAUCUCAACCUGCACAAGAAGCUCAAGCACGCUCCCCGCCAGACUUUCAGCUGCGAAGAGUGCCUCUUCAAGACCACCCACCCUUUUGUCUUCAGCCGCCAUGUGAAGAAGCACCAAAACGGGGACUGCUUCGAAGAGGAGAAGAAGGGCCAAGGGGCAACCUCCAAGGAAGCCGGCCCUCUCCUAGCUGCCAACAGCCCCCAGAGCCUCUUGUCGCCUCUCUCGGUGAUGUCUGCCUCCCAGGCGCUGCAGACAGUGGCCAUGUCGGCUGCCCACGGCGGCGGGGCAGAGCCAAACCUGGCACUUAAGGCCUUGGCCAUCAAUGGCACUUCCCUGUGCUUUGACAAGUACCGGAACUCUGAAUUUGCCCACCUCAUUCCCUUAACCAUGUUUUUCCCCAAGAACCACUUUGAGAUCACAUUCCAUGCGCCCAGGCCACAGACUGUACGGCCGGACGACACUUCGCCGAAGCACUCCUUCCUUGCCUACCUUGGACUAACAGAGAGGGCAGAAACUGUCUGAGGGCAGCCAAGUACUGUACCAAAAAAAUAAUACUCUCCGCCCACCCACCCCCACCCCCCAACAGACACCCAACAGGUAUAUGCAUUGCUGCAAACCAUACACCAGGAGGUAUGGCUGGCUGAACAUUUGUACUAUAGAUCAUUAGUAGUAAGGUAUAGGAUAAAAAUGGCUCUGUGUGUCUCCUUAAAUGCAUUGACAUGAAGGCUGCUUUAUUAAAACUCUUCAGAGAAGUGACCUCCCGCAUACCUUCAGAGGCAUGUUCCCAGUACUCUUAUCUAAGAAACUAUUUUGUCUUGUUUAAGCUGAACAAGAGCGCCCUUAAAGGCAAUCAGCACUUGCUUAAGGUUACAUAUUGAUGCAUUUUCCUUUUGAGAUGGUGAGUGUGAGCGUGUCUGAAGGGAGAGUCAGUGUGCCAUGACAUUGCUUUUGCACAUCCUUUUGUACUGGCUUAUUUAAUAUGAACACACUGCCUUAUAUACUGAGUCGGAUCAGUGCUCCACCUAUCCCAGUAACGUCCACUCUGACAGGCAGCCGUUCUCCGGGGUCUCAGGCAGGGGUCCUCCCCAGCCCACCUGCUCUGUGGGAUUAUUUAACUGGAGAAUGCUGAAGAUUGAACCUGGGACAUUUAUACAUGCAACGCAUGUGCUCUACCACUGAGCUGCAGCCCCCUCCUCUUGUGAUGAUUGUUGCAGUUCUCCAGUCUCAUCACCUUGCCUGCCUAGCUUUAUUUUACAGUUACUGGAAUGCGGAUACAGCAAUGCUAGGUUCGAGAAGAACUGGCAUGCCAGUCAGCACUACUUGGGAUUUGCUUAGUAUACUAUAGUGUUUGCUUUGGCCUCAGAUCUGAGAAUUCAAGGAUGAACUAGAGGAGCAGGAAUUGCUUCUAGCUCUGCAAGGUUAAGGCUGUUUUACAUGGUACAUUUCCCCCAGCUGGCAGUAAUAAUAUCUGUGUAGGCAAAUGCAUGGGCACUGUAGUGUUGGGCAUGUAAUGUGGUUUUACUCGGUGUACAUGGACUGAGUAGACACUGUGCAUACAGGCUGCCUCUUCCCUGCCCCCCGCAAAGCACUCCUACCACCCUUGAAAUGUUACAGUGAACAUGCAUAUUCCACCACAGAGAUGAGAUUUUUUUUCCUUCGUAGAGAUAAUGUAUGAAGUGGCCCUGAACACACAUGAGUGAACAGACACUUGGUGCAGAUCAGGGUGGUGGAAUCUGCAACCCUCCAUCUGUUGUUAGACUCGUCUCUCAUUGUACUCCAGCAAACAUGGCCAGGGAUGAUGGGAGUUGUAGUCCAGCAACCUCUGGAGAGCCCAAGAUUCCCAUUCCUGGUGCAGACAGACCUGUAAACAGCAAGUGCAAUUCAUACACGCACAAGGUCAGAUACUUCUGUAACUCAGGGCCACUUCUUACAAUAAGUUUUGUAUUUGAGUACAGCUUUCCAAGUAACAGUUUUAAAUGGGGCACAUGUAUUGCAUUUAAAUCACUGCUUUUCUUUGUGAAAUAACUCGAGUCAGGAAUCUGAUCAUUUCCCCAUCAUGUUUCUGUCUCGUUCGCUGGGAAGAGAUGUGAUUUAAACACACGUGCACCAUUCAAAACUGAUGUAAGGUCAAUAAAAAAAGUAUCUCAUACCAAGAAGCCCUUUUGAUCAUAGAUCAAACAUACACAUUCUCAGUAUGUAUUAAUGCAGUGAUUACCUUGGUUUGCAAAGACAAGAGUGUACAUUCUACAGAGAUUAAAUCCAGGAAUAGGGAUUUUUAAAAGGAAGGGUUUGCUAUAUUCUGGGUAUAAAUGCUCAGACUAAAUAAAGGCAGGUUUUGCACAGUGCUUGAGUCUUGCACUAGUAUGUUUCUCACUUGCAAAAAAAAAAAGGUAAGAAAAGAAAAAGUGUAGAAGAUUUAAAAAAAACUUUUGUCGACUGAAGAAUUAUCAGAUUGUAUAUUUGAAAAGUUAAUGGCGGAGCCUUCUCAACAUAAGAAUGGUGCUUUUUAAUCAUAUUAUUCUGUUCUAUAUCCCCAACUGUUCAGCUAUAUUUUCAGAUUUUGUGUCCCUAUGAACAUUACCCUUCAUGUUAUUUGUAUUCCUUUGUAUUAUUUUGUUAAUGCCUACUUAAGUAUACUCUUCUAGGAAGCUAACUUUAUAUUUUCUUAAAGCUCUUACUUUGUGGUCAUUAAAAUGACAUAAAUAUUGCACUUUAUUGCAGUAAGAAGCAAAUGUUGCAUUCCUAAUACACAAUCGAAGUCAAUUGUUAACUUUUCCCAAGAUUUAACUUUUCUCUUGCCCAUGCACUGACAUUUAUUACGUAUCAUUAUCACAUACAGUUUCCCCCACUGAACAUGUACGUGAGAAUAAGUCCAGAUCUGUGUACGUGUUCAAAGACCAGAAACUGUUUACAUUGGAUGACAAAGAGGAAAGGAACCUAAAUAUUAGCAAGCUAUAAUACUAAUGUAAAGUAACUACAAUCAAAAUAAUGAGAGCCUGCACAUGAGCUUAAACAGCAUGUGGCCUCCCCUAAUUCAGCUACUAUGGUAAAGUAAGUCAUUAUAUUAGUUGUUCCUAACACAUGUUGAGCCCUGUUUAUUGCACUUAACUCUGCUAAAACUACCCUUUGGGAUUCAUCCUUUGUUUUUUUGACAAACAAAUGUUUUCAGAUAAGGUCAGUACAGUGUCAUGAAUUGUGGCAUUCCAUCCUAAGAUGUGGUGGUGACUUUUGCUAGUCGCUGUCAUGCUGUCACUUGGUAGGUGGUACAAGGUACACCACCAGCACCAUGCAAAUCUUAGAAAUCAGGUUGGCACACACACACACACACACACACACACACACACACACACACACAAUGGUUUGAUUUCCCAUCAUUCUGAGCAAUUUUUUGCAGGUUUGGAGACUACCCAUGUCUGAUGUAACCAUUUAUUUAACUGCAGUCCUGCCACUGGAUUGAAUGGGCUCCAUUAUUUCCUCUGCUAGGAAUUUUAAGAGAAGCUGCGAUGCUGAAGCAGGACUUACUUGCUAGUCAAUAAUGUGUAAUUAAGAAUGGGAUAAAUAUCUUUUUGGUGGAAAUCAAGGAACUUCUCCCCCUAUAGGCAGUUGCUGCAGUUAAGUAACUAAAUAUACCCAAUACGGUUCUGGUCAGAUUUGUCCAAACUGUCAAGCAGUGAGUCUUUUUUUUAAAGGCAGGGUAGUGGGAGAGAGACCAAGCAGUUUGUCAGCUGGAACACAAGCAUAGGAAUGUUAAAGGAAUAUUUUCUGUAAACCAAAUGGUGCAAUAUAACAUAGGAACUUCAAGGAAUGAAAGUAUUACAAUGCUCUAAGCAACUGAAUGCCUUGGGUUUAACCAUUUCCUUUUUGUAUUUGUCUGUCAUAGUGAUGCUUAAUGUAAUUGGGCAGCUUUAUUUAGCACUUUGAAACACUGAAUUAUUUCUGGAAAGUUAGUUAUACAUGAUUUCCAAAUAAGAGAGAGAGAGAUGCAUCAGAAAGUGUUUUUAUUUUUUUAAGGGGGAAAAAUACAGUAUUUAUCAAAGCCCUUGCAUAUACAAUAAUUGGUUUGCUGUUUGAAGCUAAAGAAAGGAAUGCUCCCUACAGAUAUCCUUUGCUUGUUAAAAGACUUCACAUUUCUACCAACAUGCUCACUUUGUAUCUGCUUUUCUCACUAUGCAUUCUUUAAGAUAGGCUGGUUUCUUGUUUUCCAUCUAGUAAUUUGCUUACAUUCUCAGCACUUUUCUCGCUUCCCCUCUCCGACCUUUCUAACUUGCUGUAUCAUAUUCAAAUAUCACAGUCAAGGUUUGUGUACAUUAAUGGAAAUUUGUAUUGUAUAAAGCUUUUUGCAUUAUAAGGCUGUACAGGGUCAUUUUGACAGUAACUGGUAUAUUUCUUUGCAUCUUACGUUGCAUUGCCAAUUUCUAGUGUAUCCAGUUUGGAAGUAUAUAUACUCUAAUUAAAAAACAAAGUUGGCUAUA
Molecule: messenger RNA, 8508 nt
Organism: Podarcis muralis (Common wall lizard)
Lineage: Eukaryota; Metazoa; Chordata; Lepidosauria; Squamata; Lacertidae
Gene: ZNF827
Product: zinc finger protein 827
Biological process (GO): positive regulation of transcription by RNA polymerase II
Cellular component (GO): nucleus
Source: RefSeq, a predicted model, not a curated record